This is a messenger RNA of Pelobates cultripes (western spadefoot toad), 8682 nucleotides long. The record is from the annotation of a GenBank genome assembly. NCBI's taxonomy places the organism in Eukaryota, Metazoa, Chordata, Amphibia, Anura, Pelobatidae.
UGGUCUUUGGAAAUGGCUCAUUGGAGAAUGGUGGGUUGGUUGAUCCUAGUGCUAGUCUUGGCCCGUCCUGGGAUGUUGGAUGGGAAGGAUACAGAAGAAUAUGGUUUAACUUGUGGAGAAGAUGGGUUCAUGUAUACAAUCCCUAAGAGCCAAAUUGGAGAUUCAUUCCCUAAACUGAUGAUUAUGGGUAAGUGUUUGAAUUUUUUAUACUUUUCAACAAGCUAGUGGAGGCUGGGCUCAAAGAAUAGCAGGACAUUUUUGCCUCUGAAUCUGUAAUACUUCUUGCAUAAGAGGCCAUAGUUGUAAAACAGUUUUUUAAAGUAGGCCUGAAGACCAGCACAUGUUCUGCUUUUAAGGGAGUGGUCCUUUCACUGACUCUCGAUCUCUUUAUUAUAUUUAAUAUGCAUUUGUGAGGUUUAUAGAAAUCCAAACCCCUUCUUAUCCUCCAACUUGGUGUCUCCAUCAUAGCUGUAAACACCAUCUUUUCACCUGGCGGUCAGAAUGUAAAACUUAAAUAUUAAAAUGGGUUCAAAAGACUGGUCCAUUAAGUUCAGCUUUUAUGCCCUAGAAAAUGCAAUUUCAAGUGCAGAAACUAAACCAUGCUUCUGUCUUGUCUGUGCUGCAUUCUGAAUCUUUAAUCUAGUUAAGAGAACUAGGCGUCAACUGACUUCUUCCCCCACCCCUUCGCCACACUGUAUCACUAAUUGUAUGCUAUACUCAACCUUGCUGUAGUUUACGCUUUAAAUGUCCCAUCUCUUUCCUAUACUUGGAUGUCAUGUUUCAAUAAGACCAAUCAUAUUGACAGGCACAGAGCCCUCCAUGGGAAAGCAUUGUGUUGGGGUUGUUUUUUAUUUAUUUAUUUAUUUAUUUUUUUUUUCUGUGAGGAAGCUGGAAUGUGCUCACCGUACAACUGGUCCUCAAUGCUCAUCUGAGUAGCAUUGGGUACAUAACAUGGCUAUCUGGAUGUCCUUGCACACUGAUCCAAACAGAGACCUAAUGUUUUGUACAUAUGAAACUUGAGUGAAUGCUUCUGUAGAUUAAAGGGACACUAUAGUCACCCAGACCACUUCAGCUCAAUGAAGUGGUCUGGGUGCCAGGUCCCUCAGGUUUUAACUCUUCACAUGUAAACAUAGCAGUUUCAGAAACUGCUGUUAACACUUGGGGUUAAUCCAGCCUCUAGUGGCCGUCUUUGUGACAGCCGCUAGAGGCACAUCUUCGAUGCUGGAUGCGAAUUUCGCAUGCAUCGUGCAGAGCGUCCAUAGGAAAGCAUUGAGAAAUGCUCUUUAUAUGGACUGUUUUAAUGCAUGCAGCACUUGCUGCGCCUGCACGUUCCGCUCCACUUGAGCUGGCAGGGGAGGAGAAGUCACCAGCACCGAGGGAGCCUGGUGCUGGAAUAAGGUAAGCUGCUUGAAGGGGUUAAAACCCUUCAGCGCCACAGGAGGGGGACCCUGACUGUGUGGACACCCUCAAGACACUAUAGUGUCAGAAAAACCACUUUGUUUUCCUGACACUAUAGUGAUCCUUUAAAUAUCUAACUCAUUGUUUCCUCUGUGAUAUAAGUAAGAUUACACUUUCAACAGCAGCCUUGUGCUUAGUAUAGAAUUUUUAAAGACCUCUGCAUCAGUGGAUUUUAUAAUGUAUGGUCUGCAGCUGCUGGCUCUACCCCUGAUCUACCUACUUGGCUGACAUAAUCAGAAGUGCUGUUCUGAGCCAAUCCCAAUGCUUUUAUAGGAUUGGCUGAGACUGUCAGGUGCAGUUAGCACAAGCCUGGCCAAUCAGCAUAUCUGAGAUGAAGUAAAUCAAUGAAUCUCUAAGGAAAGAUCUCAAUGAAGAGCGUGGAGACACUUAAUGUCAGUCACCCUGUGCAGCACUGCCCCAGGAAGCACCUAUAGCAGCAGUCUGAGUGGCCUGUGGAGGUGUCCCUAGGCUUUAAUAUAAACACUGCCAUUUCUCUGAAGACGGUGUUUACUGCAAAAAGCCUAUAUGGAAUGAUUCUACUUGCUAGAAAAACUACAAUAAGCUGUAGUCCUAGUUGCUAUAGUCAAAUUUUAAGGAUACAUGCAUGCAAACUCUUAUUUACUCUGUAUUCUCUAUACAGUUAAAGGAAGUCUGCAUGAAUUAACAGAAGAUGUUUCAUGUGGCUCCAACCUAACAGAACAUUCUGAUGGUUCUUUAACAAUUACUGUGUCCUACUAUGGAUGUUACGUCAGCCAAAUGGUAGGUUUAUUUCUUUCUGAAUAUUUCUAGGUUUUACUCCAUGAUCUUGCAUUGUUUGAUCACUAAACUGGAAGAUUUAAAACCUUGUCAAGAGAUGAUCAGGGUGACAAUUUGUCCAAAAGCUUGCCAUUCCCUUGCAUUUCACUUGGCUGUUUUCUGUGCCCUAAUGCGUGCCUAUGCCAACCAUUGGUUGCCCCCUGAAGUAGCACGUGAAUUAUAAACUCUGGGGUAAGAUGUUAUGGAUGAGUGCAUGGAGAUUAGCCAAUCAGAAUAUAGCAUUUUGUAUUCUCAACCAGAAUGUCCACUAAUUUUGUUUGUAAGCCUUUAAAUUGUUGGUGCCUUGCUGUACUCAUUCUGCACCAAACUUCAUUCUAAGUGCAGGUUGCUCAAGAAUGAUCCUAUUGUAGUCCACUGAGUCAAAACUACUUCCUAUAUUGUUAUAAAAUGGCUGAUAUGGUCUCUCCCCCAGGAUGACUCAUUUGUGAUGGCCCUUACUAUUUCCUAUAAAGAUGACUAUGGGGCAUGGAAGAUCCCUGAGGAAAAAGAACUGAAGUGCCCAAUCAGGCCAGGUAUGGAAUGUGUAAGCAUGGUGAACACCAUUCUGAAAACAGGAGUGGGCGGGGGAACAGCAGCUCCAUUAACCUGUUAUAAUUUAUCAAUGUCUUGCGUGUUAAAUUUCCUCCUCUAUAACGUAAAGUUCUGUGCAGUAAGUAGGCACAAUAUAAAGGUUGAUGUGUCCUAUGGCUGAGCCUUGCAGUGUACAUCUGAUUAGAUGCAAUGGGUGUCUAACACUCCGUAUAAUCCAAGUAUGAAUUCCAAGGUAAUAUGAAUUUGGACCACAGUCUAAUGUACUCAGUGUAUGGAGUCUGUCUAUUGGCUAGGAAGAUUGUUGAAAUGUAACUUGUCAUCUGUUAAAGCGGCACUGUCAUGACAAACUUGCCUUUCUUUAAUCAAUUCCUCCUCUCUCCCUCUGUCAGGAUCUAUUCAUUUCUUCCUGUCUGCUCUACUUGUCUUUAAAACAUAAGACUACUUGUCUUAUGGAGGUUUCCUACACUUGACCAGCAGAGGAGCAAAGUGUGCUUCAUUUCUGGUGGUCAGAAAUCUUCCCACAGUUCUAAGCUUUUCUCCCUGUUCCUGUGAGGCUUCCUGUCAGUAUUGCUCAACGUCCUGUCAUUUAGACAGGAUGCCGGCAAAAUUUCGUCCUAACAGAAUAAGAACAGUUUCUCCAUUCGUGUUAGGACGCAAUUCAAGAUUUUAUUUGGAUCACAACUUCAUUCGAGGGGAAACUCUGAUCCGACUCAGGAGUGGCUGUAUCUUGCAGCCGCUUAGUAGAUAACUCCCUAAUUCCCACAGUAUCAGGGAGCAAGCUACCAAAAGGCUGAAAGACCUCAAUUGGGCUCAGCCACAUUUACUAAUGCUAAGUAAAGAUUACUUGGUAUUAGGAAUUUCUGCCCCUGCUCACAAUACCAUGAGUAGGGGCAUGUCUGUUAAACAGUGAGUAGCUUGUAGCCACUCAUAUGGGGAACCUAGUACCACAUCUGGGUGGGGGCCCUAAAGGAUAAUGGGAGGGGUUUAGUCCCCACCCAUUUCUCAGAGGUGGGGGGACAUAAAUGAAGUGUAGGGUUGUGGGGUUUUUUGUGUGUGGGUUUUUUGGGGGGGUGACUAGGGGCUUGGGACCCCUGGAGCCAGUAGCUCCCUCCUUGUAAUAAACUGAACACUGAUAUUCAGUGUUUGUCUAACACUUCUAUUAAUUCGUCUUUCUGACGAAUGGAUGAAAUUCCUGUUCGCUUGCCCAAGUGUUUUUAACUGGGCAUGCAUGGGAUUCUCACAGGGCCUUCAACUACCCACACAAAGAUGGCGGCACCCAGAACAUGGGUCUGGGCAGAAAACAAAGAUGGGUGGGGGGAAAAAUAGGUAAUAUGGGGUGCUUAGAGGGGGUUAAAGGAUUUGGCCAUGAUGGUAACUCUUUAAAGUGUUAUCUCCUAUUGCUCAAUUCUGCCAACACACAUCGUAUUUGAGCAAUUCCACACCGUUCUGGUACCUCAGACUGGGCUGAUGAAAAUCAUUGCUUUAGAUGUCGCUUACUCUAAACAUUUGUGCAUGCGCUCUUAAAAUUCAUCUUUUCAGCCAUGGAUGCUCCAAGCCCCAGUCAAUGUGCCACCAUAGACAAGAGAGAGCGGCUCCUCUGCGGCAACGCAUCAGUCAGCAGUAAUCAGUGUCAGAGUCUGGGUUGCUGUUAUGAUCCCAGCGACCGUGUGAAUACCUGCUACUACGGCAAUAAAGGCAAGCUUGUAUGUGUUAAAAUGCUCCAUUGUCCCCUGUGGGUUGCUGUGUUCCUCAGGCUCAAGAUUAGUCUGCCAUAGAAUCCAUGAGGUCCCCAUUCUAGAAAUGGAUGCUGUAAUAGCUGACAAACAACCCUUUAGCAAUCCCUCCAAGACAUUCAUCAGUGAAUUUAAGUCUAUAUGAAAGUCACAUCUGUAAUGUAUCUGGUCUAUUGGUCUAACACUCAGUACAAUAGAUUUGAUCUUCUGACAUUGCAUGUCUAGGGGUUUAAAAUAAUCCUCCCUUCUGAACUGGUUUUUGUGCAGCUUCCUACAUGUUGGUAAAUAUAAAGAGCCAAAUUCAGAGAAUUUAUAAGAAACUCGUCCAUGUGUAGACCUGUCAUUUCCCACCCACUGUAUAUCUGACUUUAAUAGGUAAGAAUCCCACCUGACACCAAAGACUUGUCUAUUUUAGUGACUGCCCAGUGCACAAAUGAUGGGAUCUUCUCUGUGGCAAUCUCAAAAUAUGUAACCCUGCCGAAUGUUGACCUGGGAGCAGUGAAACUGACCAGAGCUAUCGACACAAACUGUGGACCAACUACCACAACAGACUCCUUUCUUCUCUUCCAGUUCCCUCUCUCUGCAUGUGGAACAACUUCUAAGGUUUGCCUGAUCUAUCCUUCUAUUAAUCAAUGUAUCUUGUUGUGGUUAGACAUCAUGGGGUGGUGCAGAAUUUAACUGCAGAGAAAUCUACAAAGACUAGCAAGUGGAUAGACCUACAAUGCUGAACCAGUUCUCUCAAUUCUUGCAUAUUGUGGGAUCUGUAGUUUGACUGUAACUUCCUUGUCACAGCUUGUAGGCAGUAUCCUUUUCUAUGAAAACGAGCUCAUGGCAAAAAGGGCAGUGCAGACCUGGCAAGGAUCCUCAAUCACUAGAGACAGCACCUUCAGGUAAACCAGUACCUCCUGUGACAACCUGCUCUGAUCAUUUGACUUGUUUAAUCUCUUUAAAUGCCUCCUGCUGGAGUGAGUUGACAAAUACAAGCUACCAGAGCUGUGGUGAUAUGGGGGCAGUUGAACUGCCAUAACCUGAAUUUCAUGUAUUCAGGACAAAACAGAGGGUGUUUAGGUGGAUGCCAACUCGGAUAUUUUCAAACUUAGUUCUCAGUUACCAUAUCAGUGAAUAUUCUUGGUAUGCAUGGAUGCUUAACUUGCUUUCUGAGCACUCAGAUGCUUCUUCAAGAGCUGUCACUUCACGUGUAGCACAACCAAACUGCUAACAAAGUUGGCUUUUUUUUUCUGCCUUGUAUCUGUUUGUGGCUAACCAUCUAUGCUUUCAGUUCAAGUAUAACUUAACUGUAAAUUUGUUCAAACUUCUAUAGGCUGACCAUCCGCUGCAGUUUAUCUUCAGAAAUGCAAAUUCCAUUACACAUACCUGUAAAUGUCUUUACACUCGCUCCACCACCAGGAGUGACCAGUCAAGGUCCGCUAAGUCUGGAGUUGAGGAUUGCAAAAGGUAACCAGAAAAAAUAGCUGCAGCUGGUCCCUAAAUACAACAUAAAUUUAUAGCAUUUUAAGGGAACAUUACAAAAUCUUCCCUCAACAUGUGCUCCUGUCUCCAAGCUUAUGUUCCUCUUUAACCUACACACUGUGAUACUGUCUUGCAACUAGUGAAUUAAAGAUCACUUUUAAAUAAAAACAAACUGAUCAUAAACAACUUGCAAAGAUAAACUGAGUUGGAGAACUUUGACUUAAGUGGUUGUCAAGAUAAAAUUCACUAACUAAAUCCCUACUAAUCUAAUCACUGCAGAUACAACUUUAUGGCUACUGACCAAAUAUCCCUCUUGCAGAUGUUAGGUAUACUCAAUAUUACACGGAUGGAGAGUAUCCAAUUUUAAAGGUGCUGAGAGAUCCAGUGUUUGUGGAGGUCCGUCUCUUGCAGCGAGUGGAUCCACAAUUGGUACUGUUCCUUCAGCAGUGUUGGGCAACCCCAACAGUCAAUCCCAUUAAUCCCAUACAGUGGCCUCUUCUGCUGAAUGGGUAAGGAGCUAAUUAAACAAACCAGUCCUACUCUUUUGCAUGUAAAAUGGUAUGAGCCUGUCCGGCUAACUGAAAAAAUAACUAUUACUGUCAUGUUGCUCCAUUGUAAGUGGUGUGGAUUCCCCCUUUACUGCUGCUUCUAGCAACUCAAUGUCUGAGGCAGGAAAUGGCACCACGCAGACCCUAGUUAAGAAGUCACUGUUCUAAAAUGGCUGGAUUAAUUACAGUGGGGGCCACCGGUACACUCCUGGUACCAUAAACAAUAUAGUGGACCACAGUGGUCAGGGUGCUUUGCAUGUUCCUCUUAACUUCUGAAUCUGACUUAUUUUCUCAAGGCCUUGUCUAUAAAAUGGUCUCUGCUUAAAUGUAACUUUUGGGGGGGGGGAUUUUUUUUUUUUUUGCAUUGUAGAGAAAUCAAGGUUCUGGUUCCUAACACGACUCCUGUUAUAAACGAUACAAAGCAUCCAAAAAAUACAAUUAAUUCAGACCUAUAAGCAGUCUUGGUAACGCUGAUGGUGCAAACAAGCUAAAGGUCAGCUUAUGUAAGCACUUAUUGCAUUGGAAAAACUUACAGGUUCCCCUGGCAUUUAACUAAACCAGUAAAACUUUCCCUAGUGUUUAGUCAGUUAAUGCCGGUCAACCCCUUAAUAAAAGGUUUGGUGGAAAAUAUAACCUUCGAAAAUGCUAGGAUACAUGUAGCAAGGACUCAAUCAAUGUUAACUGUAACACUCUGUUCUAGGUGCCCAUUUCCAGGUGACAACUACGCAACAUUGAUUUCCUCUAUAGACCAGUCUGCCUCCGGUAUACAAUUCCCAUCUUACUACAAGCGGUUCAUCGUGGACACUUUCACCUUUACAGAUGCAACAUCACAACCUUUGCAAGGCAAUGUAAGAAGGAACAGAUCUCAUAGUUAACUUUAAUUACUCUUGUGUAGUGAAUGUGGGUGUACCACUUGGAGGAAUUGCUCUAAACUGGUGAGUGGUGUUCUAUAUAAGACAUGGCAAUUGCAUGGUAGAUUGUGGUGCUAAUUAAGUCAAUGUAUCCCUCUAGGUGUAUUUUCACUGCAGUGCCUCAGUGUGUGCGCAGUCUGCCACCCAGUCCUGCUCUACAGUCUGUCCUACCGGAUGUAAGUAUCGCAGCUUAAAAUGUGUUAAGGAGACUUUGUCCUGCCAUUAUAGAUAAGUUGCUGAAGCAACUUUAAUUUCUGCUUCAAACUAGAAUUGAAGAUUUGUGUAGCUCAAAUACUGAGCAUCCAAUACAGAAUUUCUGGCCUCUCCAUCUGUAAAAUCUAGCUAUUUUGGGUCUUAACUUGGAAACCCCCCCCCCUCUUGACUAAUCACAUUCUUUUUAAAUAAAUAAGGUCUUAAAUUUUAUUUUUAAAAAUUAGGUGUUUUCAUGCUCGCUCACUCCCUAUAGUUUUUGUGACUUUAGUUGUAUCAGGAAGAUCAAAGAAGCAUGUGUAUCAACCAAAUAUGAAUAUGGUGUCUUCUCAUGGACCUAUAGACUUCAGAGUUUCUCCAGAAAAUUUAAAAAUGAGAGGUAUGUUUAAACUAUGCCACUUUCUAAAAAGAGAAACUAAACUUAUUGCCUGAAUAACACUUUCUCUCUUUAUCUCUAGAGUCCAGGGCAUCUGCUGUCAUGACAAGUGUAUUGUGGGUUGGAAUUGUAUCUGCACUGGCUGUGGUCUGUGUAGCAGUGGCAGCCAUGGGUAUCUGGAGAUUUUCUGUAAAAAGAAAACCGAAUGUGACACUAGUGAACAUGUAACACUAAAACAACUUGAUACAACUGCAGUUCCAGACUGACUCACCUUCAAAAUACAGUCUUUAAAGCUAGACUAAUCCAGUACCACAGAGCACCACUGGCAUACUACACUCAUGAUUUGUUACUACAUUCCUUGCUUUGUUGGACAAUCUCAACAACUACAGAGUUUAUUUACAAUUUCUGUGAAAUAACCAUCUACAGUAGAGGUUCUGUCAGUCAUCCCUGUAACUAAGAUGACAGAGCAAUGGUCAGAACAAAUCUUUAGGCUAAGAUGUUUGACCCUUAAUCCAUCUGACGUAAUUGUGCAUUAUUGUACCUCUGCUUUCAUUGGCAAAUCUAAACAAACUUCUAUUGUGUAUACAUCUGCAGAAAUGUAACUUUGUAUGUGCAAUCAAGAAUAAAUG